Eremothecium gossypii ATCC 10895 is the source of this 621-nucleotide messenger RNA. RefSeq names its product rRNA-binding ribosome biosynthesis protein NOP15 (gene NOP15). NCBI's taxonomy places the organism in Eukaryota, Fungi, Ascomycota, Saccharomycetes, Saccharomycetales, Saccharomycetaceae. Gene Ontology annotation, cellular component: nucleolus. The record is from RefSeq and is marked provisional. The transcript has a single exon. Gene Ontology annotation, molecular function: RNA binding. The coding region runs from base 1 to 621 and encodes 206 amino acids. Gene Ontology annotation, biological process: maturation of LSU-rRNA from tricistronic rRNA transcript (SSU-rRNA, 5.8S rRNA, LSU-rRNA).
AUGGCCAGGACCACGAAGCACGCCAGAGCAUCUCCGCAGCCCGCUGCAGCAGACAAGCCGCAGCCGGAGCCUGUCUCCGACGCAGAGCUGGACGGGUUUUCCGACUCUGACGCGGAACCCUCCGUCACGGACGAGCAGCCUCAGCCGGCAGCUGCUGGCCACACGAUCCUCCCGCAGCAGCCUGCGCGUCGCUCAGGCGCCAAGAAGCAGGCUGCGCGCACAGAUCUCUCCGGCAUCAUCUACAUCUCGCGUCUGCCCCAUGGUUUCCACGAACGUGAGCUUUCUACCUACUUUGCGCAGUUCGGCGACCUCAAGCAGGUCCGCCUCGCCCGCAACAAGAAGACCGGUAACUCGCGCCACUACGCGUUCAUCGAGUUUGCCAACCCCGACGACGCUGUCGUCGCCCAGGAGACCAUGCACAACUACCUGCUGAUGGGCCACCUGCUGCAGGUGUCAGUCCUGCCCAAGGGCCGCACCAUUGAGAAGCUGUACAAGCACAAGAAGCGCGUCCACAAGGAGAACUCCAUUAAGGACGCCGCGCGUACGCAGCGUCGCGCAGACGCGGCCCACGCCGCGCGCAUGCAGAAGCUCCGCGACGCAGGCAUCGACCUCAAGUGGUGA